GUCAACCUGUAUUCAUUGGCGCGAUUUGUGAAUUGUGAAGGUCAAGAUAAAAAGUGCGCGUCAAGAAUUCAAUAAACCGAAACGAAAUAAAGCUGUAAUAAGAUCCUAUUGCGGAUGAAUUCUCAAUAUACCAUUCGGGAGAAAAAACACAUCUCAAACAUAGCACGACGUAUAUUAAAUGAUACAAAUUUUAUUUCAUAAAAGCGUAAUAGGUAUAAAAUAUGUUAAUUGUUAAAUAGUGCUACCUCUUUUGUCGCACAAACAGCAGUGUUCAGUGUUGACUGUUUUGCGUUUAGACACAGCUGGGUCUUAGCAGCAGUGCGGUAAAGCCGUAUCUGGAAUACGCAUUAUAUGAACCACAUCGCUUAAGGACUAUACUCACAUUUUUAAUAAAGAUUUUAUUACUCGUAAACAUUCUUUAGUAAUUUUUUUCUUCAGUAAGGAAAUAAAUCAUUCGCAGUUAAUUUAUGUUUAAACAAAAAUGGCUCAAGAAAAUGAAAGCAUUACAGAAAGUGAUCCGAAUGUUAACUCAGUUUGUGAAACCCCUUCUAGACCAUACAGAAUUACAAUGGAAUUUCCGUUAUUUUUCACAAUGUUAUCCUUUUCUUUGUCUGGUGCUGCAAUAAGCAAUAUGAUAUUAUUCAGAACAUGUGUUCAUUCUUUGAACCACACACAAGAAGAAUGCAAAGUAUUUUUGUCACCAGUAAAAAACAAUGGAAGUCAUCAGUUAGAAGAAGAGGUACAAAAGUAUGCAACAUUUGUUAGCAUGGUCAGAACAGUGAUAGAGUCCCUAGCUCCUGCCAUGCUUUCUUUAUUCCUUGGAGUCUGGUCAGAUACUCAUGGGAGAAAACCACUAGUUGUAUGGCCUUUAUUUGGUAUGUCCAUUAGCGGCGGAUUGAUCGUUGUCUACAGUAUGAUUGAUAGUUUAGGUCCGUGGUGGCUUAUUCUCACAUCAAUACCAAUUUCCUUAGCUGGAGGAUUCAUUGCACUGUUUACCGGUUCGUUUUGCUAUGUCAGUGACAUCACAUCUACUGAAAAGCGAUCUCUUAGAAUGACUGUAGUUGAAGCAUCAGUGUCCGCUGGUACCGUGGUAGGAGCGAUCACCAGCUCUUACGUUUUGAGAGCAGUUGGAAAUGUUUAUUUGCUCCUCAUAUCAACGUCAUUAUUUGUAAUAGCUUAUCUGUUUACCACGAUCUGUUUGAACGAGUCAUUGGUUGGAGCUGUGCCGGGUGGUCUAAGAACAGUGUUAGAUUUCAAGCUAAUAAAAACAAUGAUAUCCGAGUGUUUCAAGAAGCGACCUAACCACGGUCGAGCGCAAAUUCUCCUUCUUACAUUCGCAAACAGUCUGUCCAUAUUCAUUUUGAUGGGUCAAAUGAGUUUGGACUAUUUGUACACGAGACAAAAGCUGCACUGGGCGAUUCAGCAGUUCACAAUAUAUUCAGCUACCCACACCACGAUAUCGUUCUUCGGGUCUUUCUUUGGAGUGAUGCUGGUGCAGAGGUUCUUCAAAGUGACUGACUUGGCUUUCGCGACCGUUGCUUUCCUGUCUGCCUCUACUGAAUUCUUGAUCAAUGCUUUUGCUACUGCGUCAUGGCAUAUGUAUACAUCCGCAGGAAUAUCUCUCUUCAGAGGUCUAUCAGCGCCUCUGAUCAGGUCUCUACUGAGCAAGAUCUUGCCAACGCAGGACAUAGCUAAAGUUUUCGCCCUGAUGUGCGCUAUGGAGGGUGUCAGCCCACUGAUAUCUCCCGAGAUCUACAACUCCCUGUACGCAUAUACAAUCUCAACGUUCCCAGGAGCUAUAUACAUUCUCAGCAGUACAAUUUCUUUCCUCUGCGCCAUUUUCCUUGGAUUCGUGCAAUAUUUUAGAUGGAAAUCGUCGUCAAUUGUAUACGAAACUUUAACCAACGAGUUAUAGUUUAUUAGUUUUCAGUAAGGUAACAAAUUUAUAGGUAACGAGUGAAUAACAACAAAAAUAUAUAUUGCUAAAAUAAAUGUACAAAUAUAUUGUACUUUUGGUUUAGGAAGGUGGCAAAGAUACAAGAAUUGAUGUGUAUAAUUUUUACUAUUUUAAACGAGUCCAUGGAGUCGUGGGAAUGUUUUUGAAAUGAAAACUUAUAUAGGCGUGUUGACUUUUGAUUACCUUUUGGGUGAACAAAAAUCAUGAAACUAGCCGCGAGUUCCAUGAUUUUUGUCCACCCGAAAAGUUAUUCGCGCAUUCGUCACCCAACGCUUUACAUGAGGUAUAUGUAUAAUGUAUAUAUAUAAACAUAGAUUUUGUUUUCACUUCUAUCGGCAGUCCCCAAAGACUGCUCCGAAUGUUUUUUUUUUAGAGAUACUUACGAACUCUGAUAUUUCAACUUUGUUUUAUAGACUUAAUUCAAAUAUUAAGGUUAAAUUAUGAGGUAAUAACCUUAAUCGAACUUGCCUAUUUUUAGCCAAAUUAGAAAUGCUAAUUGCAGCUUAGCAAUUUUAAUUAUGCAAACCGUGAAAUUUUAAAUCCGAAAUAUCUACAAAGUGAUCGUUGUGUUACCUAUUUAAGUUACAUUGUAAUUCUCAAAUAGGUAUGUAUAUAAGAAAAAGUUAAUAAUAGAUACCAGUGAUUUUUUAUUGUGUAACUAAGGUUGUAGUUACGUCUCGUAACAUAUGCAAUAUUAUUAAGUUUAUACCUUUUUAGCUGUAUUUACACCUGCAUUCCUGAGAGUUCUCAACGGUGUGUUAAGUCUACCAAUCUGCACUGGGCCAGCGUGGACUACCUUUUAGAUUAUGCAUGCAUUCUUUAAUGGCCCGGGUUAAUACCAAUUAAUAAUAAAAUUAUCUAAUAUUCACAUAUCUGUGAUUAAUGCAGUCAUCAUUUUUCAUUUUUUUUUAUACUAAAAAUAAUUAUCAUAUUUAGACAUAGGUACUUUACCAGUGAAAUAGUCUCUGUGGAACAAAAAUGUAAUAAAAAUAACCCCACUUUACACUUUUUGCAUUGUUCGUAUUACACAGUGUCGGUGAAGCAAAUUUGCUAUAACACGCCAAAUCCAGUAUGGUCUUACAUGCAGCUGUACAGCAACGGCUGCCCUCCAACACAAUGAUGGCCUACGCAUAUCAUAUCAAUUCAACAACUAUUCAACGCCAUUGAAAAUAUGGAAACUCGGAUGGGCAGCGUUCGGGAAACUUCGUGCCAUCUUUUCGUCAAAAAUCCCUCAGUGCCUGA
Molecule: messenger RNA, 3199 nt
Organism: Pararge aegeria (speckled wood butterfly)
Lineage: Eukaryota; Metazoa; Arthropoda; Insecta; Lepidoptera; Nymphalidae
Product: proton-coupled folate transporter-like
Exons: 8
Coding region: 482-1915 (477 amino acids)
Biological process (GO): transmembrane transport
Cellular component (GO): membrane
Molecular function (GO): transmembrane transporter activity
Source: RefSeq, a predicted model, not a curated record